This is a messenger RNA of Histoplasma mississippiense, 1557 nucleotides long. RefSeq lists its product as hypothetical. Gene Ontology annotation, molecular function: glycerol kinase activity. The record is from RefSeq and is a predicted model, not a curated record. The transcript is spliced from 4 exons. The coding region runs from base 1 to 1557 and encodes 518 amino acids. Gene Ontology annotation, biological process: triglyceride metabolic process; glycerol-3-phosphate biosynthetic process; glycerol metabolic process. Gene Ontology annotation, cellular component: mitochondrion. NCBI's taxonomy places the organism in Eukaryota, Fungi, Ascomycota, Eurotiomycetes, Onygenales, Ajellomycetaceae.
AUGAUACGCGAUUACGUCCUCAAGCACGUCCUAUCCACGAACCUCGAUUCUGGAAGCAGCCCCCAGAAGGCAUCGAAACCAGCCGAUCAACCACCUCAACAAGGGUCAGGUCGAUAUAUAGGUGCAAUCGACCAAGGUACCACUUCAUCGAGGUUCAUUAUCUUUGAUGCUGAAGGGAAUCCAGUCGCUUCUCAUCAAGUGGAGCUAAGUCGCAUCUGCCAGCAUUCUGGGUGGCAUGAACAGGAUCCUGGAGAGAUAGUCUCCUCGGUAGAGAAAUGCAUUGAUCAGGCAACUAGAGCGUUCACUUCUCUAGGCUUCUCGGUCAGGGACCUCCAGACUAUUGGCCUUGCCAGCCAACGCGAAACCACAAUCGUAUGGGAUUGGGAGACCGGAAAACCUCUGCAUAAUGCGAUUGCAUGGCCAGACACGCGGACCACCUCACUGGUUAGAGAACUGAAGUCAAAAGAGGGAGCAGACAAACUGCAGGAGAUUUGCGGGCUUCCACUCUCCACCUAUUCCUCCGCUACCAAGCUGGUUUGGCUUCUUCGCAAUAUCCCUGAUGUGAAAAAGGCAUACGACGACGGCCGGUUAGCAUUCGGAACUGUUGAUACUUGGCUCGUCUACAAUCUAAACGGCGGGAAUAAGAGUAACGUCUUUGUCACAGAUGUGACCAACGCCUCUAGGACUAUGUUCAUAAACCUCCAUUCUCUUAAAUAUGAUGAGACAUUGCUUAACUUCUUUGAGAUUGACCAGUCGAAAAUAAAACUCCCCAAAAUUGUUGCGUCUGCUCACGAAUCGGCAUUUGGGUCAAUGGCGAAUGGUCCCCUGAGCGGUAUCAAAAUCACGAGCUGCCUUGGAGACCAAUCUGCUGCAUUGAUUGGCCACUGUGCUUUCUCUCCUGGCCAAGCUAAGAACACUUACGGGACUGGCUGCUUCCUCCUCUAUAAUGUGGGCAAGUCGCCGGCUAAUCGCCUGUAUAUGCUUUGGAAGGAAGCAUUGCUGUUGCUGGAAGUGGGGGAUGCGAGAAAAAUCAAUGACGAAGCCGCCACGGUGCCCGAUUCGGGUGGAUGCGUAUUCGUUACUGCCUUCAGCGGAUUGCUUGCCCCUUACUGGAUCGAUGAUGCAAAAGGCACAAUUUUCGGCCUCUCGCAGCAUACUCAACGAGGCCACAUAGCCCGGGCAACCCUGGAAGCUGUGUGUUUCCAGACCAAAGCAAUUCUAGAUGCUAUGGGAAAAGACAGCGGCGAGAAACUGAAGGAGCUGGCAGUCGACGGCGGCUUGUCAGCUAGUGACAUAUGUAUGCAAUCCCAAUCGGAUAUUAUUCAGCUGCCCAUUUCACGGCCAGAGAUGCACGAGAUUACCGCACUUGGUGCGGCUAUUGCGGCGGGAUACGCGAUUGGCAUCUUCAAAGACCUAGAGGCUUUACGAGGAACGAACAAGUCGAGGAGGUCGACGAUCUUCAAACCCGAAAUAGCUGAGUCAGAAAGCGCGAGGAUGUAUAAACAAUGGUCAAAAGCUGUCGAAAUGUCUCGAGGUUGGCUAGACAAUGCAGUCUAG